Molecule: messenger RNA, 1339 nt
Organism: Oenanthe melanoleuca
Lineage: Eukaryota; Metazoa; Chordata; Aves; Passeriformes; Muscicapidae
Gene: CLDN34
Product: claudin 34
Exons: 3
Coding region: 318-962 (214 amino acids)
Biological process (GO): bicellular tight junction assembly; cell adhesion
Cellular component (GO): bicellular tight junction; plasma membrane
Molecular function (GO): structural molecule activity
Source: RefSeq, a predicted model, not a curated record
CUAUUUGGUAGCAUAACAAGCUGGACAAUUUGCACGGGCAUUUUUUUUCCACCUCCCUUUUGGAACUUGCUUCAUCCAGUUCACACUGCUUCAAAGCCUUAGGCAACUCUCAGACUCAGAGAAGAAAUCAGUCCUAUUGGAAAUACAUAGAUGAACUGGGAUGCCAAAAUGACAAAGUUGCAGAUGUUGCUGUGUUUGUCUGGCAUCAGAAAUCACUCUGUCCCAUCCUCUCAUGACUGGCAUCACCUUCAGGACUGAAUGUCCCUCACUCUUUGCAUGGCAACUGUGUCUGUGACAGAGCGGGAGAGCUCCAAAGGAUGAACUCCCUGGUCAGCACCUCACACCUCCAGCUUGCUGCCUUUGUUCUGGGCACAGUAGGAUGGAUCCUGUGCACCAUUUCCAUGGGAAUUGUAGAUUGGAGAGUGUGGCAUGUGAACAACACCACUAUCAUCUCCUCUGGCAUUGCCUGGGUGGGCAUUUGGAAAGUCUGCUUCAUAAGUUACCUUCAUGUCUCACCUGGCUAUAAAGAACAAUUUUGCCAUAAAUUCAGUGGCUAUGACUCCUUCAUCCCCCAUGAAAUUUAUGCUGCUCAGGGUCUCAUGUUGAUUGCCAUGUUCACAGGCUUGCUGGGACUGGCUGCUACAAUAUUUGCCCUGAGAAAUGUGUAUAUGGGAAUCACUCACAAAACUCUCAUUGCCCCGUUCUUCCUGGUGGGUGGCUUCUUCUACAUAUUUGCUGGUCUGUGUAUCCUGAUUCCUGUGAGCUGGAAUUUCUACUCUGUAACUCACAACCAGAGUAUAGCUUUUCCUCCUUCUUACUACAUGCCCUCCAGUCCAGAAGCACAGGAAGCUGGUGCUGCCAUUUCUGUUGGGAUUGUGGCUGUCAUCCUCCUGCUGCUAAGUGGGACAUUUUCUCUCUCAUACAGAUUUCCCAUGACUGCAAACACUAUCACAAAAUCCUGACAGGACAAAUCCCCCCAUGCUAUUUCAGAGCAAGAGCAUAGUCAAGAGAUAACGACAGCAGUGUAAGUGGUUGUAAAGUUAAGGAACUGCAGAAUUUAAUUUUAUUCUGUAGUAGCCACACUAUUUUCUUAUAUGAACCAGUUGAGUCACCAUCUUUGUACUCACCUAUUACCAGAGGUUUGUCUUUGAGAUAACUGCUGUUGAGCAGCAAAUAUGAUUAAAUUUUGCCAGUUGUCCUCUUUUGUAUAUACAAACAUUAUUGAUUAAUUUAUUUUUUUUUUGGUGUAAAAUAUUUAUCAUGCUCAAAGAGCUGACUUUGAAAGAACUGUCCUGUAAGAAAAAUGUGAAGUAAUAUGUAUUAAAUGUGAGUUUCUUUC